Messenger RNA from Aspergillus chevalieri, 1338 nucleotides. RefSeq names its product alpha/beta hydrolase family protein. The record is from RefSeq and is a predicted model, not a curated record. The transcript has a single exon. Bases 1 to 1338 code for a protein of 445 amino acids. NCBI's taxonomy places the organism in Eukaryota, Fungi, Ascomycota, Eurotiomycetes, Eurotiales, Aspergillaceae.
AUGGUCCUCAGAAGCCUGUUGACCGGUUUGGUCCUGCUGGGCUCAGCAUUUGCCACCAAUGAAACCCUACCCGCAAGACUUCUCGACCUGGGCAAUGGCGUUAUUGGAGGUCUGUAUCGUCCAUCCAACCCAGGCCCAAGGGCGAACGUUGCCAUUUUCGUUAUGCACGCCGAGCAAGACUAUAUCAACUUCGUUGCCUGCACGGAGCUGUACAAGCGCGGUUACACUGUUCUGUGCGCCAACAACAACGCCAGCAAGUCCGGGAAGAUGACGGACCUGGCCUUCGAAGACAUGUUGCAGAACGCCGGCAGCGGCAUUUCGUACUUGCGCAACCAGACGUACAUUGACAAGGUGGUUGCUCUCGGCCACAGCGGUGGUGGUGCCAUGCUUUGGGCUUACCAGAACAUCGCAGAGAAUGGUGUCUCAGCCUGCAAUGGACCUGAGAAGCUAUACCCCUGCUCGGACGACCUGGCCAACCUCCCCGCUGCUGAUGGCUUCAUCUCAGUCGACGCCAACUACGGUCUGUCGACGAUGACCUUCCUCAGUGUCAACCCGGCUAUCAUGGAUGAGAACAGCGGUAUGAAGAUCAAUGCCUCGCUGAGCCUAUACAACCCGGCCAAUGGCUACAUGUCGAACGGCGCCAACUACUCCACCUCCUUCAGAAAGGCCUACCAGUCCGGCGUGGUCACCCGCUGGAACCGUAUCAUCGACCACGCACUGAGCCGCAGCAAGGCAAUCGCAGCUGGAAACGGCCUGUACGCUGACGAUGAGCCGCUCACCAUCCCCGACGCCAACUACGUGGGUAUGAACAACAAGUUCUUCGCCGAGGACACUCGCUUCCUUGCACACACUACACAUGCCUGGCCCCUUCUGCACAAGGGCGGCACCAACAGCACCCAAGUCGUGCAUUCCGUCCGUGUCCCCACAGCCAUUGGCUCCUUCGCAUCAAAAUUCUACGACGGCGCCAUCAAGAGCUCCAUUAAUCGCUUCCUGGAAACGUUGGCCAUCCGUGUUAACGACAACUUUGAGUACCUCCCUGACGGACUUAAGGGUAUCGAGUGGAACUCUAGCCAGACCGCUCCGAUUUCCUCUGCGCCGGGUGUCAGCGUCCCGAUUCUUGCUAUGGGUAUGACGGGUCACUGGGAGUAUCUCAAUGCGGAGAAGAUCUACCUCAACUCGGGUAGUAGAGAUAAGUCAAUUGUGUUUGUUGAGGGUGCUUCGCACACUAUCAACGUGUGUACUGAGUGCGAGUCGUACCCGGGUCAGUAUGGUGAUACUGUGAAGACCUGUUUCGAUCAUAUGGAUCAGUGGUUACGCCAGAAGGGGCGUUUCCUUUGA